CACUCCUCCCCCUCCCACUCCUCCCCCUGUGCUGCUGCUGCUGCGCUCAUUCUCGCCGCCUUCAGCGCCACCAGCGCACGGACGAAACAGCCCCGCCAGCAGCAGCAGCGCGCGCUCGUGUGUGUGUGCGCACCCCCUCUCUCAGCUCGCCAGUUGGAAACCGCAGCCCGUGCACCAGGACCAGGCUCGGUUGCGACUCCUCGUCAGGCUCGGUUGCGACUCCUCGUCAGGCUCGGUGUGACUCCUCGUGCCUCCACCGCCACGGCAGCGACGCAACGUGCAGAGUAGUGGAGCAGCAGCAGCAGCAGCAGCAGGAUGGCGAAGAAGGCAAUCAUCUCCAAGGACGACUUGGAGGAGCUUCGGGAGGCGUUCUCCAAAGUUGACAUGGAUGGCAAUGGCUACGUCAAUGACUAUGAGCUGCAGGAGCUCUUCAAGGAGGCCAAUCUGCCGCUGCCCGGCUACAAGGUGCGCGAGAUCAUCACCCACCUCAUGUCCGAAAGCGACACCAACCGGGAUGGCAAGAUCAGCUUCGAGGAGUUUGUGUCGAUCUUCCACGGGCUGAAGAGCAGCGAGGUGAGCAAGACGUUCCGCCGGGCCAUCAACAAGAAGGAGGGCAUUUGUGCCAUGGGUGGCCUGUCGGAGCUGUCCAGCGCAGGGACGCAGCACUCCUACUCUGAGGAAGAGAAGUUUGCGUUUGUGAAUUGGAUCAACAAGGCCCUGGAGUCGGACCCGGACUGCCGGCACGUGCUGCCAACCAACCCCAACACGGAGGCGCUCUUCCAGGCCAUGGGCGACGGCAUCGUCCUCUGUAAGAUGAUCAACCACUCGGUGCCGGACACCAUUGACGAGAGGACCAUCAACAAGAAGAAGCUCACUCCGUUCACCAUCCAGGAGAACCUGAACCUGGCGCUGAACUCGGCAUCGGCGAUCGGCUGCCACGUGGUGAACAUCGGCGCGGAGGAUCUGCGCGAGGGCAAGCCCCACCUGGUGCUGGGCCUGCUGUGGCAGAUCAUCAAGAUCGGCCUCUUCGCAGACAUCGAGCUCACGCGCAACGAGGCCCUCAUCGCUCUGCUGCGUGACGGCGAGAGCCUGGAGGAGCUGAUGAAGCUCUCCCCCGAGGAGCUGCUCCUCCGCUGGGUCAACCACCACCUGGAGAAUGCCGGCUGGAACAAGAUCUCCAACUUCUCCUCGGACAUCAAGACGGUGGCUGACUUUUGCAACGCCAUCAAGGACUCGCGGGCGUACUUCCACCUGCUCAACCAGAUUGCGCCGAAGGGGGACAAGGAGGGUCAGCCGCGAGUGGAUAUCGACUUCUCUGGGUUCAAUGACAAGGAUGAGCUUCGCCGCGCCGAGAGCAUGCUGGUGCAGGCCGACAAGCUCGGCUGCCGGCAGUUCGUCACGCCGGCCGACGUGGUGAGCGGAAACCCCAAGCUGAACCUGGCCUUCGUGGCGAACCUCUUCAACAAGUACCCGGCCCUGCACAAGCCGGCCAACCAGGACAUCGACUGGGGCCUGCUGGAAGGUGAGAGCCGGGAGGAGCGGACGUUCAGGAAUUGGAUGAAUUCCCUGGGUGUGAACCCCUUUGUCAAUCACCUGUACAGCGACCUCGUCGAUGCCCUCGUGAUCAUCCAGCUGUUCGAGAAAAUCAAAACGCGAGUGGACUGGAACAAAGUGAACAAGCCUCCGUACCCCAAGCUGGGCGCCAACAUGAAGAAGCUGGAGAACUGCAACUACGCCGUGGAGCUGGGCAAGACGACCAAGUUCUCCCUGGUGGGGAUCGGCGGCCAGGACCUUAACGACGGCAACCCGACGCUCACGCUGGCGCUCGUGUGGCAGCUCAUGCGCAAGUACACGAUUCAAGUCCUGGAGGACCUGGGUGAGGGAGAGAAGGUAAACGAUGAGAUCAUCGUGAACUGGGUGAACCACACGCUUCGCGACGCCGGGAAGAGCUCCUCCAUCGCCAGCUUCAAGGACAAGAACAUCAGCUCCAGCCAGCCCGUGCUGGACCUCAUCGACGCCAUCCAGCCGGGCUCCAUCCGCUACGACCUCGUCAAGGAGGAGCCCUUGACCGACGACGACCGGCUCGACAAUGCAAAGUACGCCAUCUCGAUGGCGCGCAAGAUUGGCGCGCGCGUCUACGCGCUGCCCGACGACCUCGUGGAGGUGAAGCCCAAGAUGGUGAUGACCAUGUUCGCCUGCCUCAUGGGGCGCGGCAUGAAGAAGGUGUGAUGCGCCGCAACACCGCAACUGCUGCGCCAGGCCUACGCACAUGCACCCACGCGCACACACGCACCGCUGCAGCAACCAACGAUACAACCGCAACCUGCACCGCACGCAGGCGGCGCAGGCGAACGCGAGAACCACAGCGCACCACAGCGCACGUUGCGUGCCAACGGCAUGUCCUCCGCACGCUCCCCGCAAUGCUUCACAGCUCGCUACGUCGCGCACGCUGCACGCUCCUCCUGCCACACGCCGUGGCAUGGUAAAUGCCUCCCUUACCAGUGGUGGCCCAUGCCGCACUCGGGCACCGCAGUCGCCAGAGCCGCUCGCAGCUCGUGGAACACCGUGGCACGCACCGUGGAACACCGCGGCACGCACAGUGGCGCACUGGUACAGUGGCAGCCUUGCCACAUCAUGGCACACCGUGGCGUGAUGUGGCAAUGUCGUGGUCCACCGUGGCACGCAUCUUGCCACGCAUCUUGCCAUGCUGCGUCACAGCAAUGCACGCGGCACGCUUGCCAAUCUACUGCAGAUCUCGCACCACAGUGGCGCACAAGCAUGUAAAACACACACACGUCACACACGCAUCGUACACAAUCCACACCCGACACAAAGAUACAUUGCACGGGCACAGUUCACGCACGUGCACAUGCAAACUCAUCAUGUACGCACACACUUGGCACACUUCCACUGCACUCGCUAUCGCAGGACACGCGCAGACACCACUCCCGCGGACAUCGCUUCCGCAGACAUCACGCACAUCACUCGCACGCGCACCACCGCGGUCACAGUACGUUGAGGAGGCGUCCUUGGUCCCCUGUGGGGCAGCCGCAGCCUGGGCGGCCAGGCGCACUGGGGGAGGGUCGGAGUUGGGUCGGAACACUUACUGGGGAGCAUUCCCCUCAUCGUAGAACAGCAACAUUCAGAAACGUGCUUUGCAAGCUUCCCCCAGCGGAUUAACGUGUACAAUACGACGAGCGGAGAAGAGUCGACACUUUUCCCAGCCCCGGGAGUUCCGUGGACCGGCCCGUCGGUCGGCUUGUUACGUGUUUUUUUUUUCUGCAUUUUAUGGCAAUGUUUAUACGUAACCACCCUGGUAAAUAAUUACAAUCAACGACGCGGAGAGAGGAAAGGUGUCGUGAAAAUCGGUUGUAAAAGUGGAAAUCCUGGGAAUGAAAUUGCGUCGAGAAUUUUGAUGUUUGGGGAGGUAUGACCCGUGCGUCCUAUCAUGACCUAUGCAAGGUAACGAAAAAUAAAGUGAGUUUGAAUGAAAUUGCGACAAUUGGGUUUUAUGCUGCAGAAAUUUACACCAAAGGCGAAAACGACGCUCAGGCGUACGAAUUUGUGAAUGUGACGACGCGCGACUACGUAUUGUCUGUAUGUGCAAGGACACGGUACGAGUGAAGCGUGUUAACGUGGGACUGGGGGGGGGGGCUUAAGCUGUGUCGGACGAUGGGGCCAGGCGACCCUCGGUGGCUGCGUCGUGGCACCGGCACUGCAAAGCCACAAAGGGGCACGCAAGGGAGGAGGGAAAUCCCCCCCCCCCCCUCGGACAACACCGCCGCGACUUGCUCGCCCCGCCAGUCCGACGUGAAUCGGAAGUUUUAAACACCCCGGCGGUCGUGCCCGUUGCUGUCGCUGAUCGACAAUCCUGUCCCCCGCGGUGAGGAAAUUUGCCGCCGCGUGAAUUCCAACGCGCUUCGGGAAGAUCGAUCUCGCCCCUCUCUCUCUCUCUCACUCGACAGAAUAAAUAAAUACGUCUCGCUUGCGCCCGCCACCUGGCACUCGCGAGGGCGCCCGUGUUUACACCGCGAAGGAGCUCACCGCUGCCACGCGACGCUCCAUAUCUGGGGAGCAUUUGUGGGAGAGCAGCCUCGUGAUUCGUUGGCUGGAGUUGAAUACAUACAAAUUUGAUGUCGGCCCCCCCCCACCCCCCUUCAAAUGACACCUGCAGGGCACCCCCUCCCCCACCGCUGCUCCCGCCGAGUGCUGCGCUGUCCGAUGUGAGCGUUCCCAUUCAUUCGCCAGCACGACCGUCGGCUGUUGGCGACCGUCAUUCGUACGCCGUUCGCCAACACGCUGCGACCAGCAACCACUGAACUCCAUCUGUGGUGGGGUGGGUGGUGGGGAAGGAGGAGGAGAGGUGGGGGGCCCCCCCCCCCCCCCCCCACCCAGCGCUGGGGGGGGCGCUGCUCAAUUGUCCCAACACCGAUUGGUGCAAAGUUUCUGUGGAGUGUCCGGCACAGGAUGGGGUUGGAUGGUUGCGAGUCGCAGCGUGUCGGUCACCACCUGCGGCAACCAGUACAGUGUGGCCCUCCUUAUUUGCGACGAGGCGAUGCCCGUGACCAGCAGAUUUCGCGGAUAUUAUUGGCCUACGAAAACCUCUUUUUAAUGAAUUACCUUAAAUAAAGAAUCUAUUAAAGACAUGAACAUAAAAUGGGUUAUAAUAAAGUAAAUAAAAAUCAAUAUUUAACGAUUAAAUGAUGGUUUAUUAAUGAGCUUACCUGAAAUUGAUGCAGUAACGAUGACCUCACCACUUUUGUGCAUCUAAACUAAAACUCAACAAUAUUUUAUUUUACCAGGUGUAAGGCCCACUGAGCAAUGUUGUAGCUCUUUCUCAUAAACGACCUGGCCACAAAUGAUAGCUCGACGAAGCGGCUUAUCGCGUGGAAAUUUAUAUCAGUCAAAUACUCUAAAACAUUAUCUCUCAUCACCUUCUCCGUCUCUCUCGAUGCAGAAGUCGCGUAAAGUUCCAGAUGCGAUUCGCGGACAGCCAGCUUGAGAAUAACGAGGCACUACUGUACUGUAAUCUGGUUCGCCCGAAGGCGUUCAGCUCAACGCGACGCGCAUUCGGAGAUCUGAUGCGCUCUAAACGUUCAUCCCCCUCUGCCCCCCCCCUCCCUCCCCCAUGUGAAACGUGCGCAUUGCAUCGUCGUGACGAACCCGCGUCGCGUCCCGUGGGUGGAGCCACCGACGCCGCGAGCGGUUGUGCACGCUUUUAAGAGAUGCAUCGGUGACGGGGGGGGGGAGGGGGGAUGGGAGGUGACCUUGGGGACAUUUUGGUUACAUUUGCCUCCAUCCAGAAGCGUGCUGGGGUUUUGUCACCGCGUGUCGGCCGCGAUGUACGCCUGGCGGAGCGCACAGAGAGACAGAGAGAGAGAGCAGCGCUCUCCAUCCUCCCGACAUCGUGUGAACGCUGCCUCCGGCAAUAUCGGGCGGUCGCGCCCGUUGAUUCGUAAGCGCAGCUCCAUUGUCGGGGUGGCGGGCGACGGCUACGCUGCUGCUGCUGCUGCUCCACGUGGCUGCCCGUCAACCAGCGCCUCGGAGGCAGCAGCAGCAGCGAGGAUUGGUGGAUCGCCGCACAAAUGACGCAUUUCUGUGGGCGUCGAAGAGCCGUACCCUGGCGCGCCAGGAGAAAACAGUACAGCAAGUGUGGACUAAUCUCCAUCAGUUCCGUCUGUAUUGGAUAGCGUUGCACCUUCGCACCGCGUGCGUUUCCUCCCACACGUGUAAACGCUCGUUAAUUGGUCGAAAAACAUCUUAAUGUAUAGAGGAGCGCAGAGCUUGGGCAAUUGUCGGCAGUGCCGGCUCACCGCCUGGCUGGGAUUGUGAGAUUCACUUUGCAUGAACGACGAUGCUACAUACAAAACUUAACAUGAAUUAAGAGUUUUACUUUUAAAAUGUAUCCUGUAUUUGGACCCAGUAUCUUGCCAAUAAACUGUUCAUGGGAUUCGAAUUGUGAUGUUCAAAGCAGAGUAUGGGACCGCAGUACGAAAACCAAGCUUCUGGUCGUGUUCAUGACAUUUUUUUGUUUUUCUAGAAUGUUGACGUCUUAUUGUUUUACAAUCAUGUUGCCAUUGCUAGCUUUGAAGUUAACGUUUUACUUAACAGUACAAGGCUAGACAUUGCUAUUUUGUUCUUUGAGGUCUUUAUAUAAAUAUACUAUUAAAAAAAAAACACCCCUUGACAAA
Molecule: messenger RNA, 6191 nt
Organism: Petromyzon marinus (sea lamprey)
Lineage: Eukaryota; Metazoa; Chordata; Hyperoartia; Petromyzontiformes; Petromyzontidae
Product: plastin-3-like
Biological process (GO): actin filament bundle assembly; actin filament network formation
Cellular component (GO): actin filament; cytoplasm; actin filament bundle
Molecular function (GO): calcium ion binding; actin filament binding
Source: RefSeq, a predicted model, not a curated record